AUGCCUCCCUCUGCUGCAAUUGCCCAAAGUCCAUCCAACGACAGAGAUGGUCUUAGCCCGUCCCCUGAAGCGCCGGCACCCAGCAAUUUGACGAUCGCAGACUUGUUGCACGAUGAAGAUGACGACAUCGAAUAUGAGCCUUCUCCCGAGCAAAGCUACAUGACUGACGUGGAAGGGGAAGAAGACCAGGACGAGGAAGAUGACGAGAAUGAAUACGUUGAUGCACAGGAUAAUUUGAGUAGCGUGGAGAUCCAGUUCUCCAUAUCAAACGCGAGUAUAGACAAUGCCGAGGAAGAAGAAACGGAGACCGAGCAGACUACCACCACGCCACGGCAGAGAAAUGAUGCAGUACGAGUGACCUCGGCACAGCUGCUAGAGAUACUCCGGACCAGUGCGCCUUUUCGACAGCUACUCACCCGCGGAGUGUUUAAUGGGCGAGCUGCGCAUACUGGUGUCGAUGACGAUGAAGAUGACGACGGCGAGGCCGGACAUGGGCGUUUUACGUCACGGCGGAGGCGUAGGCCCAAGAGUUGUGAGAGCAAAUAUCCGAGCAUUCCUAGCGAGGAAGGAAGAGAACUCAUGAGGUCCGGAAUCUAUGGCUCACGAGAUCACUUUGCGGACGUUAGAAGGAAGCGAAAGAAGAACGUAAGCGAGAGAUUAAUGUGGAGGAGGCUCGGUGACGAUGCACGAGGAAGUUACCGGCGGGCCAAUCGUCUAAUUAGCCAGGAAAUGGUGCCUGCCACGACUGUUGCUGACAAGAUCAUCCAUUAUGAUUCUCGAGCUUACAGUGGCCAGUUUUCUGACGAUGGCAAUUUCUUCUUUUCUUGCACGCAGAACUUCAAGGUUCGCAUGUACGACACUUCCAACCCUUAUGAAUGGAAGUAUUACAAGACUGUGGAUUACCCCUUUGGCCAAUGGACCAUCACCGACGCCACCCUCUCACCCGACAACCGCUGGCUAGCCUACUCUUCAAUCAGACACAUGGUUUGUCUCGCCCCGACUGACCCUUCCGAUCCCUCAGACCCAACGCUCCUUGACUUCACCAAUUUUGCGCCAUCUGCUGGUGGAAGUUCGAGGAGAGCGACCUCACAUUGGGGUCGUGCAGGAUUUGGCAUCUGGAGUUUACGCUUCUCUGGUGAUGGCCGUGAGAUCGUCGCCGGUACUUCCGACCACACAGUCGUAGUCUAUGAUCUCGAGACCCGUCAAUCCGUCCUCAAGCUAGACAACCACGACGAUGAUGUGAACGCGGUCUGCUUCGGCGACACUUCAUCCCCUCAUAUACUUUAUUCCGGUUCAGACGAUCAAACUCUCCGAGUAUGGGAUCGCCGGUCAAUGGCUGAUGGACGAGAGGCUGGCGUCUUCGUUGGCCACACUGAGGGUAUUACAUAUGUCGACAGUAAAGGUGAUGGCAGAUAUGUCUUGAGCAAUGGCAAAGACCAGAUGAUGAAGCUCUGGGACCUGAGAAAGAUGAUGAGCCCUAACAAAUUCAAGGAUGUCAACCUCCGACGGUACGGAACAAACUUCGACUACAGAUUCAAUUCCUACGACCCUAUGGACUACAUACCAAACCCACAUGACUGUUCAGUUGUUACCUUUAGAGGCCACAGCGUCCUCAAGACACUCAUUCGAUGUCAUUUUAGCCCUGCUGGAAGCACAAAUUCCAGAUACGUAUACAGUGGGAGCGAAGACGGCAUUGUCUGGAUCUGGAACAUGGAUGGCACCGUGAAAGGUAAAGUCGACGUCGGCAAGGCGACUCUGGGCACUAGACCUCGCCAUCCAGACGUGGUAAGCUAUGGAUACGAGUUCAAUCGUCAUGGGAACGGAUGGAAGACUUGCGUCAGAGAUGCCAGCUGGCAUCCUUAUGCCCCUGUGCUAGCUGCAACAUCCUGGAACGGCUGGGGCAUGGCCAACGGUACCGUCUCCCUCCAUAGCUGGAACGACGGUAACGAAGACGACGAGGGCGACCCACCCCUCAGCACAAACUACAAUGCCCGCCUUGAAAUUAAGGACGACUAUAAUGAGCACACGCGCAAGACAAGGGGCCCGAGGGGCGGGCUUAGGAGUAGGGUUGUCCCGCCCGUAAGAUAUGGCCAGGAUGGCGGGGCUGCUGGGAAUGGAAGGGUCGGGGAUGACGAUGGAGCAGCUGCGGGCUGGUGA
Molecule: messenger RNA, 2157 nt
Organism: Endocarpon pusillum Z07020
Lineage: Eukaryota; Fungi; Ascomycota; Eurotiomycetes; Verrucariales; Verrucariaceae
Exons: 5
Coding region: 1-2157 (718 amino acids)
Biological process (GO): proteasome-mediated ubiquitin-dependent protein catabolic process
Cellular component (GO): Cul4-RING E3 ubiquitin ligase complex
Molecular function (GO): protein binding
Source: RefSeq, a predicted model, not a curated record